Messenger RNA from Ylistrum balloti, 902 nucleotides. RefSeq names its product NADH dehydrogenase [ubiquinone] 1 beta subcomplex subunit 10-like. The transcript is spliced from 4 exons. NCBI's taxonomy places the organism in Eukaryota, Metazoa, Mollusca, Bivalvia, Pectinida, Pectinidae. The record is from RefSeq and is a predicted model, not a curated record. The coding region runs from base 21 to 539 and encodes 172 amino acids.
GGUAGGUCAUUUUAUCCACAAUGUCGGGCGACGACGGAAAGUUGUCGGUGUACUCGCAAUAUGCAAGGGCUGUAUUCUCUCUCCUGUUAGAUGUACCCUCUACUUUCAUAAAAGGUACGGUAGACACAUUUCGUGGAGAAAAGAAGACUGUUCCUUACUAUCACCGAAGGUUCAACAGAGUUCCUACCAUCGAUGAGUGCUACACUGAUGAUGAAUUGUGCAGAUUUGAAGCAAAUCAACAGUUCAAAAGAGACAAACAAGUGGACAGUGACAUAGUUUAUAUUUUAAGGAAAAGAUAUCUACGAUGUGCACUAUCUGACCUCUACAACAGAGAUACAACAUGUAAAGAGGUGAAGGAAACAUUUCACAAAGCUAGAGAUGACUGGAUGAUAAAAUAUGGACACUUACCUGUAUAUUAUGAUGUGGUGAAUGCUUACAUGAAGCAGAAGCACCGUAUGGUAAACGAGAGAAGAAUGCAAGAAAAAGCUGCUAACGAAGAAGGAAUGGCAGAGUCUGGAGGAGAGAUGGUAGAGGAAUGAAACAUCAUGUGAAAACUGGCCAGGAUAUGACAGAACAUUAAAACACAUCAGAAUGCCUAAAACAUAUACAUAUAUGUUGGCUUAAAAGAUAUUAGUGACAGUAGUAAUAUCAAACUAAAUGAAAUGUCAAAUUGUGAUUUGGGUGAUUUAGACCUGUUCACACUGUCCAGUGUUUGGUAUUUAAAGUGUUUCAUUGGUGAGUGGGUACUGUUACAAUGCCACAUUACAGGGAACAGUUAAAGGAACCAUCUGACUUGACUUAUGUCAACUAUUUUUGUUACUACAAUGGUACUCUUUCUAAUUUCUGAAUGAGUUCAUUGUACUUUUUAUGAAUGCGGAAAUAAAUGAUUUUGAAAGUGUGAA